Molecule: messenger RNA, 3425 nt
Organism: Cololabis saira (Pacific saury)
Lineage: Eukaryota; Metazoa; Chordata; Actinopteri; Beloniformes; Belonidae
Gene: siah1
Product: siah E3 ubiquitin protein ligase 1
Exons: 5
Coding region: 842-1867 (341 amino acids)
Biological process (GO): multicellular organism development; proteasome-mediated ubiquitin-dependent protein catabolic process
Cellular component (GO): cytoplasm
Molecular function (GO): ubiquitin protein ligase activity; zinc ion binding; ubiquitin conjugating enzyme binding
Source: RefSeq, a predicted model, not a curated record
AACAUUGCUGGAAUAAAAGAACAGUGGAGGAACAAGUAGAGGGAGAGAGACGUUUCACUUUAGAUUUCCCCGUUUUUUUUCUUUUUUUUGCCUCCCUUUUCCUCGCGGGACGCCAAGAGAGCAGGGCUUUGUUUUCACAUCUCCAAAGGAUUAUUCUCAUUGUAACUCCUUUACACCGUCUGGGAUCUAUUUUUCCUUUAUAUCAGCCUCUUCUCUUUCCACGAGGAUUACGCUUCUUAAUUGCAACCUUUUGCAAAUUUGGAAAUAGUUUUUUUUCAUACCUGUUAAACACUGAAGUGGUGGAGUGAAAAUACAGCACCGGGAGAAACGGCUGGGAAACUCGCAAAAGGGAUCAAAUGGAUGUAAUGACUUGGCUAAACUGCCCCGCGUUUCCUUCCGUCCUUAGCAGCAAAUCCUAGAAGUUGUAAGUUUCUUACAGCUAGUGGUGUUUUCCGAAUUUUUGCUGCAAUUGAAAACAAUUCUAUCGUCAUCUAACCUACAGGGGGUUCUGUUUUUAGUUUGGCAGUCACCUCUGCCUGAUAUAUUUAAUGGAAGUUUGCUGCAGUUGUUUUUGUACAAUCCCCUCAUAAACUGUUAUUUUUUCCCCCUGCUGUGAAGGAUCUUUUUCCUCUCGUGUUGAAGCAGCAGCCCUCAUUCUUUCACUGAAGCUCAUCCAGGAUCCUCACAAGCUCACACUUCCUAAAUGGGGGAGCUGGAUGAAGAAAUAUGAUCCUGUAUUUUGUGGAAUGUUUUGAGCAGCAGCAGCAGCAGCAGUGUGUGGUUUCCAUGGAGAAGAGCAGAGAAAUGUUGCACGGAGGGGCUGCGUAAAUGCUCUACCUCUAUGUCUGUGGUCCAAGUGAAAUCCAAGCCAGCGACUGUAGCUCUGCCAGCUCCGCCCUGGAACUCCUUGUUCAGGCUGUUCUCGUGUGGAGUCACAAGGAAUGAACCAGUGACCAAAGAGGUCCUAACAUUUCAAGAGCAGACUAAAGCCUUACUUGGAAAUCUUAUGGACGAAGAAAUGAGUCGCCAAACUGCCACCGCGCUGCCCACUGGAACUUCCAAGUGCCCCCCCUCCCAGCGCGUGCCCACCCUGUCGGGCACCACGGCCUCCAACAGUGACCUCGCCAGCCUCUUCGAGUGUCCUGUGUGCUUCGACUAUGUCCUGCCCCCCAUCCUGCAGUGUCAGUCCGGACACCUGGUAUGCUCCAACUGCCGGCCCAAGCUCACCUGCUGCCCCACCUGCAGAGGCCCCCUGGGCUCCAUCAGGAACCUGGCCAUGGAGAAGGUGGCCAACUCGGUCCUCUUCCCCUGCAAGUACGCCUCGUCGGGCUGCGAAGUCACGCUCCCUCACACCGACAAGACGGAGCACGAGGAGCUGUGUGAGUUCCGGCCGUACUCCUGCCCCUGCCCCGGCGCCUCCUGCAAGUGGCAGGGCUCCCUGGACGCCGUCAUGCCCCACCUGAUGCACCAGCACAAGUCCAUCACCACGCUGCAGGGGGAGGACAUCGUGUUCCUGGCGACGGACAUCAACCUGCCUGGCGCCGUGGACUGGGUCAUGAUGCAGUCCUGCUUCGGCUUCCACUUCAUGCUGGUCCUGGAGAAGCAGGAGAAGUACGACGGCCACCAGCAGUUCUUCGCCAUCGUCCAACUCAUCGGCACCCGCAAGCAGGCCGAGAACUUUGCGUACCGGCUGGAGCUGAACGGCCACCGGCGCCGGCUGACCUGGGAGGCCACGCCGCGCUCCAUCCACGAGGGCAUCGCCACCGCCAUCAUGAACAGCGACUGCCUGGUGUUCGACACGUCGAUCGCUCAGCUGUUCGCCGAGAACGGCAACCUGGGCAUCAACGUCACCAUCUCCAUGUGCUAGGAACUCACGAGCAUCCGCGUUACUACGUUAGGGCAUUUUCUCUUCUUUUUCUUUCUUUUUUUUUGUUUUACGGGGUCAAAUGUGUGUUGACCCCGUGGUGCCUCCCUCAUCUCCCCCCCUGAGACGUGAGACUGAACUGUCAGACUGUCAGCCGGCGAGGCCGACCAGGCCGGGGGGGGAGGUAUCGACUGGAUGACUGAAGGAGUGCGUCCAAAAGAAAUAGAGAAAAAAAAACAAAAAAAGACAUAGCUGUGUAGUGAUGGACUUUUGAAACAUGAAUUCACCGGCGGGCUCGUGGAGACGCAGCCUCGUCUCCGGUGGUAACCACGGAAACAAACUGAACUGAAGUUUGGACUUGCUCGUUCAACUCUGUCUCGGAGCGGGUUUCCCGCCUUUUCUCCUUUUAGUGUCUCAGUUCUUGUCUCAGUCAUUUCAGACACUACAGCGGUGGAGCGACCGGUAGCAGCUCUGGUGCUCUGCAACCGGUAGCAGCUCCGGUAGCAGCUCCGGUGGCGGCUCUGCAACCGGUAGCAGCUCCGGUGGCGGCUCUGCAACCGGUAGCAGCUCCGGUGGCGGCUCUGCAACCGGUAGCAGCUCCGGUGGCGGCUCCACGACCGGUAGCAGCUCCGGUAGCAGCUCCGGUGGCGGCUCUGCAACCGGUAGCAGCUCCGGUGGCGGCUCUGCAACCGGUAGCAGCUCUGGUGGAACGGCCAGUGGCAGCUCCGGUGGCGGCUCCGCCAAAGGACUGGUCAGCGUUCAGAAACCAGCCAGCUGCUCCUUUUUGUUUUCUCUCUCUCUCUCCCAGCACCAGGGCUGCAGCCGUCGCUGCUCCGUCUCACUAAACUGGAACCAGAGUCCGUUAAGAAUCUCUCCACCUCCAUCUGGGACCGACACGCUUUUAACGGUUUGGACUGAAAGUGUCGUCCAUGGAUGUUGUUGCAGCUCAUCAGCUCUGGAUGUUUCUCAUUAACACGGUUUCCUCCAUCACCCAGUUAUCGGUUACAGGCUGCAGGUGUGAUAUCCAUGAACUACCAGAGGGGAACACUGCAUUUCACUUCUCUUUUGCAGCUUAUUUCUUUAGUCUAUUUUUUUCUCGUGUGUCUGAAAGGCUGGUCUUCUGUUUCCUCUGCUCCUCCGUCUGCCACCACGUCACCCAACCUGGAAUAAGGGACAGUUUCUACUGUUAAAAUGUUGCUAUUACUAAAUAGAGAUUAUCCUAAUUAUCUUUUUCUUUUUUUUUGUAUUAAAAAAAAACAAAAAUUUAAAGACAGUUGUAAAACUUGUGGCUAAACUUCAGUGUUUGUAGUUUAAAAAAAAAAGCAAGUUGUCAUUCUGAAGUAUUUUUUUCUUUCAGAGUUGGGAUCUUUUCUUUUUUUUCACCUAUAUAUGUGCUCUUGUGUGGUAAGUCUUUGUUUCCCUUUUUUUUUGUCUGAGGAGGGAGGGAGGUCAAGCCAAUCAUCCUUCUCUCUCCACGUGGAGUUUCAAUGUUGCUGCUCUCCCUCGAACUCUGACAUCUUUAUGUUUUAAUUUGUCAUCAAAUAAAUCUAUCUUUUUCAUA